Messenger RNA from Wyeomyia smithii (pitcher-plant mosquito), 11248 nucleotides. RefSeq names its product diacylglycerol kinase eta. Lineage: Eukaryota; Metazoa; Arthropoda; Insecta; Diptera; Culicidae. The transcript has 15 exons. Gene Ontology annotation, molecular function: ATP-dependent diacylglycerol kinase activity; protein binding. The record is from RefSeq and is a predicted model, not a curated record. The coding region runs from base 1359 to 6893 and encodes 1844 amino acids. Gene Ontology annotation, biological process: intracellular signal transduction; diacylglycerol metabolic process; lipid phosphorylation.
CAUACCAGCAUGGGCACAAGAACAGGGGAGACUCUAGCUCGCAAGCCACCGGAGAGCGCUCGCCUCGCCUGUUAUUGGGUGGAAGGGCUGCUGCUCGGGUGCGAAAUUUCAGUUUUUCCUUCCUCCAGACCAAACCAAAGCCCCAACAGCAUUAAAACAUGGAAAAUAGGUUCACAAUCGCUCAAUCUAAUUACUAGCCUAGUGUAACAGUGCGGUCGGUUACGAUAGUGACGCGUUUUUGUUCGUUUUCGACAGUGCCGUUCAGUCCUUUCUGGGUUGCUGCUUGGUGUGUUCUACUAGUCCUCCUUAAGGCGUUCACAGGAGCAGGUCCAGUUUUCCCCUGAAACACUGAAAACAAGAAGAGAUAAAGUUUGCGUGUGCAGCAGGUGGAAAUACUGCCAAACAUUGGGCACGGAAGCCUUCGAAUUAACUAGUGAUACUGAUAAGUGUGGUACGGUGAUUUUAGUGCUGUGACCGAUUCGAUGAGUUUUGCGGAUGCUAAUGGGCCUCGGUACAGAACGAAAACUAUGCGAAGGGUGAUUGUCCCCCUUGUACCCAGCUAUGAAAGAAGAGAAAAUUUGCCCUGAAACAUGCAUGGAAAUGCUGUGAAAAAGUUUAGAAUUUAUACAAAUUUUAGCUAGCCUCUUUCUAGUUUAAAAUAGAAUUCUAUUUAGCUGCUCUACUGUAGUGCGCAACCAAAUUUACAGUUUGACGCAAAUUUUGUGUUCAUUCCGCUAGUGUAAACUAACAAUACACCGUUCGAAAGGUGAAGGUGUGAUGAGCGAGAGCUCUGGGGUAGGACCGGAUUCAACAAAUUUUCCAAACAAUGAGAACCGCCAAAAAUGGGGACCACACUCGAAAUGGUGCCACCCGGUGCAUUGUGCUUCGGCGAUGUAAAAUGGAUUGCAUUGAAGAAAAGAAAGAAAAAAGUGGCGAUUUCAAGCGAAUGACACUACUGUAACAUUAAACCGUGUUACACCGAAAAAGAAGAAGUUUACUGAUCAGGUUAUAAACAGAAAAAGAGUGCCCAAUUUGUGAGAGUCCUGUACGGGAAAAGAGAGCGCGAAAACAAGCGUGUCGGAAGCUGUACAAACAAAACAACCACCGAGAACAGAACAUCCCUAGUGUCGUAGUGAGAGAUAAUCGCGUUCGAAGCGGGAGGAUUUAGUUCUCUGUCUAUACUUCGUACAGUGGUAUGAGCAAUGUAAACAAAAUUAGCGCCUUUCGGUGUAAUUCAUCACUUGCAUAUUCCCCCUGGUUGUUCUAAACAACACGCACGGGAGGGAAGGUGGUAAGUGUGUGCCUGUGUGUGUAUGUGCGUGCUGGUGUGAGACGUACCAAAGUGACACCGUAGAGGAAUGGCCGAAGCGCCGGGAAGUCCACGCACCGGGGAUGAGUCUUCCGAGAGUGAUAACGAAACCGAGCCAGCCAAAAUUUUCCACCGGAAGUUGUCAACGAAAAAGGAUGUCAAGUCAGCGGCCGCAACCAAGGAGGGCUACCUAAUGAAGCAAACAUGGUCGUUCCAGCGCUGGAGAAGACGUUACUUUCGAUUGAAAGGCCACAAGCUGUACUACGCCAAGGAUAGUAAGAGUGAACUGUUCGAUGAAGUCGACCUUUCGAAUUUGUGUUUCGCCGAGUGCAGUACGAAAAAUGCGAACCACAGCUUCCAGCUAAUCACCCCGACCCGUUCCCUGGUGCUGUGUGCGGAGAAUCGCCGCGAAAUGGAAGAGUGGCUGCAGGCGCUGAAGGCGACUUCGGCGAGAGAUUUUUUCGAACCCGGCCCUCCGGAUCAGCAUGACUUCCUUUCCGGAUACCACCAUUGGUACGCUACCUCACAUGCUAGGCCCACUUACUGCAACGUUUGCCGAGAAGCUCUAUCCGGAGUCACCUCGCACGGUUUGUCGUGUGAGGUGUGCAAAUGCAAGGUGCACAAGCGAUGCGCUGCCAAAGCGAUAUCCAACUGCAAGUGGACCACUCUCGCAUCAGUGGGAAAGGACAUCAUUGAGGAUCAGGAUGGGAACAUUGUUAUGCCUCACCAAUGGAUGGAGGGAAACCUGCCGGUAUCGGCGAAGUGUAUCGUGUGCGACAAAACGUGCGGUUCCGUGAUCAGACUGCAGGACUGGCGAUGCCUCUGGUGCCGCUCGACAGCUCACACCGCGUGCCGACCCAAGGCUAAUGUAGCUUGCCCACUGGGACCGGCGCGAGUUUCGGUGGUCCCACCAAUAUCGCUACAUUCCAUCGGCAUCGAUGAUGCCUGGGACGUGUGCAAGCCGCACGGUAGUUUUUCACCGUUGCUGGUGUUUGUAAACUCGAAAUCUGGCGACAAUCAGGGCGUCAAGUUUCUUCGACGCUUCAAACAACUGCUGAAUCCGGCCCAAGUUUUCGAUCUGAUCUCCAGCGGACCGGGAUUGGGACUACGGCUGUUCCGUCACUUCGACCCAUUCCGAAUACUGAUUUGCUCGGGCGACGGUUCGGUCGGUUGGGUUCUGAGUGAAAUCGACAAGUUGAGCAUGACGAAACAAUGCCAGAUAGCAGUGCUACCGCUCGGUACCGGAAACGAUUUGGCUCGGGUGCUGGGCUGGGGCAGCUCCUGUGAUGAUGACGCACAUUUGCCACAGCUGCUCGAGCGCUACGAACAGGCGAGCACCAAGAUGCUGGACAGAUGGAGUGUCAUGAUAUUCGAACGGGACAUUGGUAUUGUAGCUCCAACGCGAACACCCAAAAUGUCGAUUUCGCACCACCCGGAUCCGGUGCUGUUCCAGUACGAGGAUGACGUACUAGGCUAUCUGCAGUCAAUUGUAAGCAACGACGAUACUUCUACGAUGAUCCAAUCCACCAGAGAUCUGUGCGUAGCGGUAAAUGACUUCAUCACUAGGGUGAGAGAAAACAGCUCCGACGAAGAGCAAUUAAGCAUCAAAUGUGAUAUUUUAAGACAAAAAUUAGGCAUGUUAUUAGAUACUCUGAAGGAAGAAGAAGCUGGUCUUCAUGGCGACGACGAAUUAUUUCGAACACUCAAAGAAAUUGCUCAAAAAAGUGCCUCAGAAAGACCAAUAGAUACCGAAUUCUCAACGCAGAGAAAAACCAUAGAAAAAAACGAAAAAGACAAGCUGAAUUCCAGAGAACGCACAAGUAAAAUCGACCGUUCAGAGAAGGAAGCACUUUUGUGUCGUGCCAACAGUUUGAAGCGAGCAAUACACGAUGUGUUGAAGUACAGCGAGACCAGCGGUCUUUACGUACUCCCGAAGCGGCUGUCGAUACCAAUUAACAUUCGAGGUGAGCCGUCGAGUGGUUCACCGAAUUUGACGGCAACCCCACAUCCAAUGUCGACGAUGUCUCCGUCGGUGUCAACUUCGCGCCUUACCUGCAUAUCACCGCUGCCGGAUCUACGGCGAGACUCGAUGGACGAGCAUUUUCUGAGCAGCGUUAGCCUCCCGGUGCCAAAGCAGUUUGCUGACGGCAGCAGCCGUCGCAGUUCAGCCGUACCGGACAACUAUCGGAUUUCCAGUAUUGAGGAGCUGGAGGAGAACAGUAUUCACGCGGAUAAGAACGAAGAAUUCGUACUAACAGUGGAACAAUUGGCGAACAUCGAAGAAAACGUAGACAAUCAAGCCAAGGACGACAAAGACGACACGUUGAACCAGAAGUCCACAACAACGACCACUUCGGAUUCGCAGUCAACCACGGCGCCAUAUGACUUCUCCUUUGAGUCUGACACUAAAACGGUAAAGUUCGAAUUGGACGCCAACAGUGCAUUCGAAAGACUCGGCUUCAAACCAUUCAAAACGGCGAUAGAACUUCAGCAGCAGCAACAGCAACAACAGCAGCUUCAGCAGAAAUGUGAUUCCGCCUAUCUGCAGUUUCAGCCAAUUGAGGUUUACGAACGGAACCUGUAUCGUAAUCAGCUACAGCAAAAGCAGCAAAGGUCAAAUGCUAACCUCGGUCGGCCUCAAAUGACGAGCAGUGAACCGACCUCGAGAAGCUCCAACACUCUGCAAGUACCGAACAUCAAUUUACCGACCAUGGAGAAACCGCCGGAAAAUGCGUACUUUAGCGAGAAUAUGACUAUCAUCGAUACGGAUAUGCCGGAGCGUUCCUCUUCGGAUGAAAUCCCUGGCGAAGCCAGCGAUGUGCUGUCGGCAAUAAGCAACGAAGAAUGUAGCGUCACAUCGGAAAUAUUGGACAGACAAUCAGAGAAUAAUUCUCAACUGCACAUAGCCGAUUUGAUUCAGGAUCUUGAGACAGACCGGUUCAGUCACAUCGACUCGCCGGAAACGAGCGACACCACCGAAGCCCUGCACGGGGAAAGCCUGAUGGAUGACAUCAGUUCGGUACUGGGCCAGGACUUGCUGGGUGCCCUGCAGGACAACACAAUCACCGAGGACACUACGACCCUCUGCACGCUUGAUCACACAAAAAGACGCAGCUUCAAAAACAAACAACAUCAACAACAACGAAUAGAUAACAUCGAGUUUGACCAGUUUGGGUUCCAGAAUCGAGUGUUUGACAUCGACAACAGAUGUGACGAUCAGAAGGUUCGCGAACCGAAGUACUGCAGUUUGGCGAAGUUUGUCGAGGGUAACGAUAUUGCUAGGAAGAGUUUCAAAAGACCUGCUGGCAAGGCACAUUCGAUCAGAAACCUGGCCGCUAGGGCCUACAGUGUGCCGGAAAAUGAGUACGUCAAUGCGAAAGCUAUAUCCAAUUUGCUUCUACCGCAUGGCUCACCUUCGGAUAUAUCCGCUUCGGAUACGGAAACGGUUCAGACCUCGAGAAUCGGCUAUCGUGAACUAAGCUCAUCGGCUACCAAUGCCGAUGAAGAAAGCAUGUCCGAUGAAGAGGAGAAAGUUGACGCCUCGGAUGAAGAUCAUGAAUCUGAAGGUGCAAUCGGAGGUCAGGUAGAUGACGAUGAAAGCAAGAACAAAAAUGGAACAGAAGAACAUGCAACGGAAAUUCCCGGAAUUCCGACAAUCAACGUAGUUGUCGAGCCUCCGUCACCGGCAAUGAGCGACGAGUUGCGAUCGCUUCGGGUGCCGGAGAUUCGACGCCACUCUAGUCAUACUCCAAACAUGCUAGCCCCACGUGAAGUUGAUAUUAAUCGACGCCACUCGGGCAAUAAUCCGAAUUUACUAGGUCUAGACUCGGAACAUAUUCGAUUCUUAAACUGUUCGCCGGCUGCCUCGCGGCGCAUUAGUAGUGGUAGUUUGUUGUUCAAACCGGAGGCUUUGGGGAGCUCUAAAAGCAAUAUAUUUAGCUCUAACCUGGGACUGUUCAACUUCGAGAGAGAUGCUGAAAGCAAGGAAAAAGAGGAUAAGAAGAAAGAUGAGAAAGAGGAGAAGGUGAAGAAACUACCAAUUAUUAACCCGCUGGUUACACUGCCGACUUGGCCGAAUGUCAACAGUGGAUUUAUAUCGAAAUGCUUGCUGGCAAAUGCAGAUACUUUAUGCGCAGCUGUGAGUCCUCUAAUGGACCCGGAUGAAACACUCAUGGAAGGAUAUCAGGAGAAGGCGGUAUUAAACAAUUACUUCGGCAUUGGAAUUGACGCGAAAAUUUCGCUUGAUUUCCAUUUAAAGCGAGAGGAGCAUCCGGAAAAGUGUCGAUCACGAGCAAAGAAUUACAUGUGGUAUGGAGUGCUGGGCUCGAAGCAGCUGCUACAGAAGACCUAUAAAAAUCUAGAGCAAAAGGUACAACUGGAGUGCGAUGGUCAGCGGAUUCCGCUGCCUUCACUGCAGGGAAUUGUGAUAUUGAACAUUCCAAGUUUCAUGGGCGGUACAAACUUCUGGGGUAGUAAAAAAGAAGAUGAUUUAUUCCUGGCCCAGAGCUUUGACGAUCGUAUUCUGGAGGUGGUUGCUGUGUUUGGAUCCGUACAGAUGGCCGCUUCUCGCUUGAUCAAUAUCCAACAUCAUCGGAUUGCACAGUGUCAAAGUGUUCAGAUCAAUAUCUUAGGCGAAGAAUGCGUCCCUAUUCAGGUGGACGGUGAGGCAUGGUUGCAACCUCCAGGAAUGAUUAGAAUAAUACAUAAGAAUCGAGUACAAAUGCUAUGCCGCAAUCGAAACCUAGAGGUAUCCCUCAAGACUUGGCAGGAGAAACAACGGCAGCACAGUAUAUCAAUCGCACGGGACAAUCCGUCAACAGCUUCCGAACACUUGAUUGCUCCCUCGGAAGAUAUAUUCUCCGAGCGGGAGACGUAUCUGCUGUUGAACUUCAUCGAAUGUUGCGCCACGCUAGUCAAGUGGGUUAAAUUUCUGAUUAUAUCGCAUCCAUCGCUGCAGCCGGAUUUGUAUGCUGUGGCUUCCAAAACGGCGGAUGCGUUGGAGUCGAUCCAUCCUGGCGGCAAGAUCAUAGACGGACCUGAUUUGAGACGGCAAUUGACGGAGCUGGUUCGAUCAUCCCGGCAGUUGUACGAAAACACAUGUGAUCUGCUGCAUGAACGCAGCCACAGUCUAAUUCUCCGGGAGGAUCUCGAAACGAAGCUCAGUGUGUCGCUCGCUAACAUGGAGAUGGAGCUGGGUAAAUGUAGCUUGCAGCAGACAAGCGACGGCCAGACGAAGGUUUAUUUGAACGUUCUCGCGCCGAACGACGACAGCGAUCACCUUCACCAUCGCAAGAAGCAGAAACCAUUCUGGUUGCGGUUCCGUGGUCAUCACCAGCCAAGCGGUGUGGGUGCGAUCCCUACACAGCGGGAUGCCGUCAGCAGUUGGGGUGUUGGUGAAGUGGUCACUUGGCUGGAAGCGAUGCAGUUAGCCGAGUACGCGGACAGUUUCAUCAAAAACGACAUUCGGGGUAAGGAACUGCUUACUUUGGCUAGGCGUGAUUUGAAGGACCUCGGAGUCACCAAGGUAGGUCAUGUCAAACGGAUUUUGCAGGCAGUUAAAGAUCUCGGAAGCGACGGAGGCUAGGCCUACAUUCUCCAUCAGGAGAAUAUUUAGGGGGUAAAACUCUUAUAAAACCAAAGAUAGACGUAGCUUAAGUUUACUAUAGAUUUUAUUGCAUAUGGUGAAAUGCACAUUACACCUACUCGUAUAAUGUUACGGACAUACAGUGACCGGAAAGAGAUUGUUUAAAUUGACCUACAGCAGUCUGCCCUAAGAUUUCAUUGAACUGCAGCCGUGCUCUGUAUAACUGUUUAUGUACGCAGCUGAAGGGCAAACUUUACGAUUAAAUAAACCUGUUGAGGUCACUGGUAGCCUAUCAUUUUAAAUUAUUCCAAAGCGGUUGUCGAUAAACACAAAUAGUUGAUGGCGCAAGAGGCAAGCAAAAAAGCAUUAUAUUUCUUUAAUAAUCAAGAAACUAAAAGACUUUAUUUACUCUCGUAUUGAACGAACGGUAUUUCCAAUCUCUCUACAUAUUUUCUUACGGUAAAAUAAUUAAGAUGGUAACCUAUAAAAUUGUAAUAGUAAACCAAUAUUAAUAAUGUUAAUGGGAAGCAGAGAGAUAGAAAAACAAAAAUCUAGUAGGUGCUCUUAAGAAGGACUACAGCCAAGAAUACGCUACAAAUAUUAGGAUACGAUUAACUAAGACGGUAACAGGAAUCAAGAUAUAUCAAUUCUACUUCAUUCAAGUGUAAGCGAAACAGCCUAAAACGUAAGCGUAAAGUUGAUCGUGUGUUUAAGUUACCAGUUCUUCAUAAUUACCGCUAGAGAAAAAGCAAUUGCACCAACUUGUUCGAGUGCAAACUUUCGUUCCAAAUAAUCAUUGUGUUUGUUGGUGUUAAACGAUACAGAAUAAUCAAACUUUAACAAGGAUGAACACUUCUAAAGCAAAGUAUUGAAAUGUAUUCUAAAAUUAAUUACCACAUUACUAAUUAAAAUGAAACAAACAAUUGAACAAGGAAACAAAAUUAUCGAAAAAACGUUAGCUAAAGCAAAACCUUUGCCAAUUCUGUUCGUACUUUAGUGCUGUUGAAUGUUUAUCAUGUGUAAAUCUACAUGCGUUAUCGUGUGUGUGUGCGCAUAUGCAUGUGUAUUUGUGACACACAAAACCACAAACAUUCAAUACACACGUUGCACGAAAAUUCACAAGAAAAGAAGGCGUGGCAAAUAAAAAAUAUGUAGAAUGCAAUUUCUUUACCACUUUACGGACGCAUGGCGUGAAAGUCUUACGUAUUCAGCAUCCCCAAAAUCAAUCCAAUGUUCACCUAGAAAUAUUAGUAGUAGUUAUUCAAGCAUUCGAUAGUAGUGCGUUGGGAUGAUUGAAUGUUAUGUUUUAUAGACGUGUGUUAGUGUUAGAACAAACCAGCAAAACAAUCUUCUCGGUCGAGAGGGGGGGACUUCCGGUAUGUUGUGGUUGUGGUCGAUUGGACGAGGCAUCGAAUAUAGAUUCCGUUAAAUUUGAAUACGUUGAAAAAAUGUAGGUCAUUUUUACUACAAUUUCGUAUUACAGAAUGAAGCCAGAUUCAUUCAAUGAGAAUCUGUGAAGUUUUUUUUGUUCAAACAACUUUUAAAUGCACUGAUUGAUAGUUAUUUGGUAAACAAUCUUGUUUCAGAACCGAAACAAUAUUUUUUUCUUAUGGACGUUUUUGACUUAAAUUUAAAAUUGAUGUGCUGAAGAUUCUAAUUAUGUUUGAAAAUAAAUGAGUUUUCGGUAAAAAUAAAGUUUACAGCGUUUUGCUUCAGGUAUAAAACGCCACAAUGACAGCAAGCGUUUUACACUCGCCCGAGCGUAACUGCUGUCAAAUGGUGCGUUAUUCGCGUCAAGAUGUUGUGUCAGAUUGCAAACCUUUCUGUUGCAUACGUUAUCGUGUUCGUUAAAUGUUAAAAUACACUUACGUCGUGUAAAUCACAAACAGAAAUUAAGUGGUGGAAGUGAAUGUUUUUAGCGCCAUUUUUGCUAAUCUCAUAAGAGCGAGUCAUCCGUGACCAGCGUUGCCAGGUAUCCAGAUUUAGCUGGAUUAUCCAGAUUUUUGAACAUGUAUCCAGGUAGACAGCUUUGAUGUUCAAUUAUCCAGAUUUUUCAUGGAUGAUCCAGAUUUUAUCCAGAUUUUAUUUCCUCUGUUCCGCAAUAAGGUCAUCACUUCAAUUUUGGCGCGAAAUUUUGCAAUUUUGUCACCUCUAAUUUUGCGUACCUCAAGACUUUUAUCCGAAAAAUUAACCUUUCACCCCACGAAAUGAUCGCCAGAUUUUUUCCAGAUUUUUAUUUUGCCUUUUCCAGAUUUUUUAAAAAAUGACCUGGCAACGCUGUCCGUGACAGUUCAUUUCACAUUUUUGUUGGUUUUCUAGAAAAAGGGUACACAAUAAAUAAAAAUGUUUUAAUAAUCAUUUUGAUAGAAUUGCUUAAAAUUUUCGUCAAGUUAAUUUUCGUUAAUUUAUUGUUUCCUGUCAUAUCUUACAUGGAAUAAAAGGAACAAAAACUUGAUUCAAGGUAAAUUUUUAUAAUGAAAACUUCUCAUAAGGUCUGCUAAUUAUUUCUUGGUAAAUGUUUGAAAAUUUUUAGUACAUUUCUGGCUUAAAAGAAAUGAAAAACGCACAGUAUUUUUUGUUUAAUAUUUUAUAAUUUCACACAACUCUGUUUUAUCUGCAUUCGUCGAUUCCUGUCAUAUAAUCAGAGUCUAUAAUCUCUGCCAGGAGAAUCUCCCCUCGACCGGGUUUAAGAGUAUUACGUUCUCGAUAACUCGAUUGGUGUCAAUAAAAGUUUAAUAUUGUCUUCUGUUGAAAUCGUAAAAUUGAAGUAAAAAACGAAAACAAAAAUAAUCAUCUGUUCAUCCUUUUGUGGCUCGUUGAAUUUCGUAACAUACACAGUCGUAGGUUUAGUGAAACAGUAUAAAAUAAUCGAUCCAAAUCCUGUUGUUGGCAAACAUUGAACAUAUUCGAUAUAUUUAGCACUUAAUGCCAGUAGAAACCUUAAAGUAUGAGUCCUUAUUAUAUCGUUGAUUAACACAAGAAGAAUUACAAUUGAAGGAAAACCUAUCUACAUAAAUAUGAAUAUCUUGCAAAACCUAAACAAAACGAUUCCUACCGACAGUUGAAUGUUGAUCAUUGCUGAAUUGGAAGGAGUUGUGUUACAAAAUUAAAAUUUUAAUAACAUUAAACGUUAAAGUACAUAAAUUUUAGACUUACAUUUUAACCUCAAAUGCCCAUUGAAAAACGUGUAUUGUGUAAGAAGUUCAUAAUGACCACCAACCAGAACAAAUCAAAUCAUUAGCAUCUAGUCGAUACCAAAAUAUUUGCAUAAGAAUGUUGUACAUCCUCAAGUCACCGCCGUUCAGUUGUCCAUGUUCUUCGUAUCUUCCAACUUCUACGAGUAACUUUUGAGCCUGAAGUUGUAAAUUAUUUGUUUAUCAUCUCCUCACAGAACACUUCCACUCGUAGAUAAACUUUAGUAGUUUCACCUUAACCAUCGUACUGAUGAAAAGGUGUUGGAAUAACCUAUUUUAUGAUUAUUUGUUAUAAAUCUUGGUGAAUUUAAAUUUCAAAAAAAAGAAAUAAUUCAUAGCUUAAGAAAACCAAAAAACUAAAUAUUUUCUUGCAUUCAACCGAAUGAACUUUCCUGCACAACUGGGUGAUCACUUAGAUAGUUUUUUCCUCUUGUAACUGCACAUCACAAAGCAUCAUUUUCCAUCGAGUGUAUUUCUCCCAAAACUUUCACAUUAUUUGAGACUGUCAUCAACUUACGCAUUUUAUCUGUGAUAUUUUCGCGUUCAGCUAUAAAUCGACGGUAGACCCGUCAAAAUAUAGAAGAAGGAAAAAGUAUAAACAAAUCUACUGAUAAAUGAACAAUCUACUGAAUUAACAAAACAAAUAAAACCAAUCGGUCACUUCUUCCGCCGACUAGAUAUUCUGCCAAGCAGAUAACGUACCGUAGCAAAAGCUAUUCUCUGAAAUAAAAUACUCGAACCGAUCUACAUUUUUCAAAAAACAAAACAAAAAAGAAACGAGCAAACGAAAAUUCUAAACAGAUAAGCACUUUUCAACACAAGCAUAAGUGAAACGAACAAAAAAAGUUUGAACAAAGAUUCGGUUUUCUGAACCCUGUUACUAAUGUGAAAAUCUCCAGAGAAUCGAAAUUAUUGCAACACCUUUUAGCAACCGAAAAAAAAACAAUACAUUAAGAUCCGUUGUUAAUCCCAAGCUAGGAGAAACAAUCCCGGAAUAAUAGUUGUAAAUUUUCUAGAUUUAAAUCAACCAUAUGUUUCCCUGAACAUUUGCAGUGCACUGCACUGCAGCACUGAGACCACACAGAAAAAAAAACAAGUAACUAUUCUCGGUUGAAUUCUCCAAAUAAACAAAACCAAACAAACUGUAGACAGCACAACUAA